Molecule: messenger RNA, 1467 nt
Organism: Rotaria sordida
Lineage: Eukaryota; Metazoa; Rotifera; Eurotatoria; Philodinida; Philodinidae
Source: the annotation of a GenBank genome assembly
AUGGAACGUUCAUGUGUUCAACUGGAGGAUUUACCAGAUGAAAUUCUUCUGAUUAUUUUCCAAAACUUGUACAAUUGUGAUGUACUUUAUUCUUUCUUAGGUCUUAAUACGCGACUUGAUACAAUUCUAAAUGAUAGAAUUUUUACAAGAAAUUUAACAUUAAUAAAACCUAUUCAUAGUUCAUCAUAUGAAUUCACCGAUAUAAUACUUGAUCGAUUUUGUCUUGAAAUUUUACCUAGAAUCAAUGAUAAAAUUGAACGACUUAAUAUUGAAUCAUCAUUUAUGGAACGUAUUCUUCUUGCAACAAAUUAUCCUAAUUUACAUACACUUGGUUUAUAUGGUUUUGUAGCAGAAACAGGGUAUGAAGUCUUUUAUGAGGAAAGUUAUUUAAUUCAUCGAUUUCAAAAUCAAAUCUCAUCACUUUUUAUUCAGUUGAAACCACAUAAACCAAUACCAGGUGCAUCUGGAUAUGCAGUACAGGAUAGAAAUAUAUUUCUAUUUAUUAACAUCUGUAAUCAUUUCAAGAAUUUACGAUAUUUAAAUUUCAGUUCAUCUUCUAUUUAUGAACAAUUAGCAUUUUAUAGGCCAACUUCAACUAAUUUCUCUUCAAAUUUAUUAGAAUUACAUGUUGUAGUAAAAACUAUCGACGAUUGUCUUUGUUUACUUGAUGGUCAGCUUAAUCAGUUGCAUACGUUUUAUGUUACGAUUCGGCCUCGUGGUGUUCAUGGAGAGGAAAUAGUUGGCAAUGAUAAGAAGCUGCUCAAUUUAAAAUGCUUUUCGCUAAUCCAUGAAGAUGAAAUAGACAUGUAUGAUUAUAUAUUGGUACCACUUUUCCAAAGAAUGACAAAUUUAGAAAAACUUAGUUUGUAUUUUGUUAAUAUAUGUGAACCAAUUAUUGAUGGUGAGGAUUUGGAAAAGAAUAUUAUUAAUCAUAUGCCACGAUUAAACGAAUUCACAUUUAAUAUUUGUUCAAUUAUUUGUCCUCAUCUUGCGGAUCAACCGAUUAAUUUACCAUCAAACGAUGAUAUUCAACAUACAUUUCGAAAUUUUCAAAAUAGUCAAAUUAUUUCAUCUGUUUAUUAUUUUAACUCAGACUAUUUUUAUUGUCAUAUUUAUUCAUAUCCGUAUACAUGGAUAUUUUAUCAUAAUAUAAGAAAUAAUUUUCCUGGUGGAUUAUUCAAAUGUGUUCGUGAAAUAUCAUUACUUGAUGAACGUCCAUUUGAACAUGAUUUUUUGCUUCUAAUUGCUCAAUCAUUCCCAUCUAUUAAAAAAUUAACUUUAGAGAAUCAUGAACCGCAACAAAAUAACCAUCUUCAAUGGCCAAUAAUUAGAUGUUCUCAUCUUAUUCAAAUUGAUCUAGCUAGAACUCAUGAAGAUUAUAUUGAAGAAUUUUUAAACAAUACAAAGAUAUGUUUAUUAAGUAAUGUUCACCUUCGUGUAUCUUAUAGUCGUUUAAAAAAAAAGUAA